Messenger RNA from Triticum urartu, 2644 nucleotides. RefSeq names its product beta-amylase 2 (gene BMY2). NCBI's taxonomy places the organism in Eukaryota, Viridiplantae, Streptophyta, Magnoliopsida, Poales, Poaceae. Gene Ontology annotation, molecular function: beta-amylase activity. The record is from RefSeq and is a predicted model, not a curated record. Gene Ontology annotation, biological process: polysaccharide catabolic process.
AUUUUCAAAUCUCGCAUGGAUUUACAACCUUCUAAAUUUAAUGCUUGGUCAGCGGUGCCUCGUCAGCAUUCCUUCCUCUGGCCUACACUCCAGAGUCUCCACUUCCUCGACCAGCGGCCGCGCCGGCAGCAGCUCGCGGUGCCCCUCCCUCCUACCCAGCGCUCGCAGAUCGGCGCCGACGCCGCGGCCGCCGGGCGGAGCGCCAUGGCCACGAAGCACCCCCACGGGGACGCUGAUCCGUCCACUUCGCCUCCCCCGCCGCCGAGCCGCCGCCCGCGCGGCUUCGCCUCCGCCUCCACCCCCGCGGCGCCUCCUCCCCCGGGGCGGCGGCGCGGCGAGCGGGAGAGGGAGCGGGAGAAGGAGCGGACGAAGCUGCGGGAGCGGCAACGGCGCGCCAUCACCAGCCGCAUGCUGGCCGGGCUGCGGCAGCACGGCAACUUCCCCCUCCCCGCCCGCGCCGACAUGAACGACGUUCUCGCCGCGCUCGCCCGCGCCGCCGGGUGGACCGUCCACCCCGACGGCACCACCUUCCUCUCCUCUCCCCAGCCCUCUCUCCCUCCCCCUGCCCAAUUCCAGGGUGCUUUCCAGGCUACUUCUCUGGAAACCCCAGUUUUUACCAACUCUCUGAACAGCUACGCCAUUGGGACGCCAAUAGAUUCCCAGGCUUCAGCCCUACAAACAGAUGAUAGCCUGUCACCGUCGUCAUUGGAUUCAGUGGUGGUGGCAGAGCAAAGCAUAAAGAAUGAGAGCUAUGGGAAUUCAAGUUCAGCCAAUUCUUUGAAUUGUAUGGGAAGUGAUCAGCUGUUGAGAGCAUCAGCAGUAUGGGCGGGUGAUUUCACGAAAACUCCAUAUAUACCAGUGUACGCCUCUUUGUCUAUGGGCAUUAUCAAUUGUUAUUGCCAAUUGGUUGAUCCUGAGGCUGUACGCGCUGAACUAAGGCAUCUGAAGUCUUUGAAUGUUGAUGGAGUUGUUGUAGACUGUUGGUGGGGGAUUGUGGAAGCCUGGACUCCUCAAAAGUAUGAAUGGUCUGGCUACAGGGACCUUUUUGGUAUUAUUAAAGAGUUCAAGCUAAAAGUUCAGGUUGUAUUGUCAUUUCAUGGGUCUGGGGAGUGUGGAUCUGGUGGUGUGUUAAUUGCUCUCCCUAGGUGGGUAAUUGAAAUUGCACAAGAGAACCAAGAUAUAUUUUUCACUGAUCGAGAAGGUAGGAGGAAUACAGAAUGCCUUUCCUGGGGAAUUGACAAAGAGCGAGUCCUUCGAGGGAGAACUGGCAUUGAGGUUUAUUUUGAUUUCAUGAGGAGCUUUCAUAUGGAAUUCAGAAGCUUAUCUGAAGAGGGUCUUAUUUCUGCUAUUGAGGUUGGAUUGGGUGCUUCUGGAGAGCUAAGAUACCCUUCGUGUCCAGAAAAAAUGGGCUGGAGAUAUCCUGGUAUUGGCGAGUUUCAGUGUUAUGACAGGUAUAUGCAAAAGAACCUACGGCAAUCAGCCUUGACACGGGGGCAUUUGUUUUGGGCCCGUGGGCCUGAUAAUGCUGGCUACUAUAAUUCAAGGUCACAUGAGACUGGCUUUUUUUGUGACGGAGGUGAUUAUGACAGCUACUAUGGGCGUUUCUUCCUUAAUUGGUAUUCUGGAAUCCUCAUAGAUCAUGUGGAUCAGGUGCUCUCACUUGCUACUCUUGCAUUUGAUGGAGCAGCAAUUGUGGUGAAGAUCCCCUCCAUCUAUUGGUGGUACAGAACUGCAAGCCAUGCUGCAGAGCUUACUGCAGGAUUCUACAACCCUACAAAUCGAGAUGGAUACUCUCCAGUUUUCAGAAUGCUCAAGAAGCAUUCCAUAAUUCUUAAAGUGGUUUGUUAUGGCCCAGAAUUUACAGUUCAGGAGAAUGAUGAAGCAUUUGCUGACCCAGAAGGUUUAACCUGGCAGGUUAUGAACGCAGCAUGGGAUCAUGGUCUAUCUGUAAGUGUAGAGAGUGCUCUUCCAUGUCUUGACGUGGACAUGUACUCUCGGAUCCUUGACACAGCGAAGCCGAGGAAUGAUCCUGACCGUCACCAUCUCUCAUUCUUUGCAUACCGUCAGCGAACUCCGUUCCUUUUGCAGAGAGAUGUGUGCUUCUCAGAGCUUGAGACCUUUGUAAAGUGCAUGCACGGGGAGGCUACCCAGAACUUUGUAGAUUGAACUUGCUUUGGCGACGCAUUCCCUGAUAUGCUGCAACUUGCGUUCUGCAAAUUUCUGGAUUCCCUUCGUGGCUAUCGCAAGAUUUAACUCAUAUUGCUGAUUAACGCAUUCCGGCCAUCUCCGCCUUAUGCUAAGGGUCAGCCGACCAGAUGGCACUGAAACUGUUGUGCCGGUGGUGGGCAGGGAUUAGUAUCCCUUAUCUGCGGUACAGGGCUGGUAGUUCAGCAAGUUUUUACCGCGGCGUCACCUAGCCUGGGCUGGAAGAUGGAAAGAAUGGCGAGGCAUAUAUCUAAUAGCACUACAUUAUCAUGCUCUUAAGAUGCAAAGAAACCCUCUCCUGAUUGGGUGGUAAACCAUCUGUCUCUGAAUUCUCGAUGAUGCUUAGACUUUGUUUAACCGAAACAUCUUUCUAGAUUGUGACUGAAAUUUGAACUGUCCGAGCUGAGGUUAGGUCUGAAAUGGUCGUUAAUUUUGUUAA